This is a messenger RNA of Manacus vitellinus (golden-collared manakin), 1410 nucleotides long. RefSeq names its product corticotropin-releasing factor receptor 1. The transcript has 11 exons. Gene Ontology annotation, cellular component: plasma membrane; neuron projection. Gene Ontology annotation, molecular function: corticotropin-releasing hormone binding; corticotropin-releasing hormone receptor activity; G protein-coupled peptide receptor activity. The record is from RefSeq and is a predicted model, not a curated record. NCBI's taxonomy places the organism in Eukaryota, Metazoa, Chordata, Aves, Passeriformes, Pipridae. Gene Ontology annotation, biological process: adenylate cyclase-activating G protein-coupled receptor signaling pathway; cell surface receptor signaling pathway.
AUGCAGGCGUGUCUCCUCUGGGCCAGCCGGGCUGCAGCCUCCAUCCAGGAGCAGUACUGCGAGAGCCUGGCGCCUGCCACCAACCACAGCGGUCCCCAGUGCAAUGCCUCCGUGGAUCUGAUCGGCACGUGCUGGCCCCGCAGCGCCGUGGGACAGCUGGUGGCCCGGCCCUGCCCCGAGUUCUUCUACGGGGUGCGGUACAACACCACCAACAAUGGCUACAGGGAGUGCCUUGCCAACGGGAGCUGGGCAGCCCGGGUCAACUACUCCCAGUGCCAGGAGAUCCUCAGCGAAGAGAAGAAGAGCAAGCUGCACUACCACAUUGCUGUCAUCAUCAACUACCUGGGCCACUGUGUCUCGCUGGGGGCCCUCCUGGUGGCCUUUGUGCUCUUCAUGCGCCUCAGGUGACUGCUCUGCUGGUGGCAUUGGUUUCCCCACUGCAACCCAGAGCUCUGGAGGCUCCACAUCUCCUCCUGGCAGGUCUGGUGCCGCCUGGUCACUGCUGCCUACAACUACUUCCACGUCACCAACUUCUUCUGGAUGUUUGGGGAGGGCUGUUACCUGCACACGGCCAUCGUGCUCACCUACUCCACCGACAAGCUGCGCAAGUGGAUGUUCAUCUGCAUCGGCUGGUGUAUCCCCUUCCCCAUCAUCGUGGCCUGGGCCAUUGGGAAGCUCUACUACGACAAUGAGAAGUGCUGGUUUGGGAAGCGAGCAGGGGUCUACACUGACUACAUUUACCAAGGCCCCAUGAUCCUGGUGCUGCUGAUCAACUUCAUCUUUCUGUUCAACAUCGUCCGAAUCCUCAUGACGAAGCUCCGAGCUUCCACCACCUCAGAGACCAUCCAGUACAGGAAAGCAGUCAAGGCCACGCUGGUGCUGCUGCCCUUGCUGGGGAUCACCUACAUGCUGUUCUUCGUCAACCCGGGGGAGGAUGAGAUCUCCAGGAUAGUCUUCAUCUACUUCAACUCCUUCCUGGAGUCCUUCCAGGGCUUCUUUGUCUCUGUCUUCUACUGCUUCCUGAACAGUGAGGUGCGCUCGGCCGUGCGGAAGCGCUGGCACCGCUGGCAGGACAAACACUCCAUCCGCGCCCGCGUGGCCCGGGCCAUGUCCAUCCCCACCUCCCCCACCAGAGUCAGCUUCCACAGCAUCAAGCAAUCCACGGCUGUGUGAGCCAGGGGAGCCCCAGGAGACGGCCUGCAGGGGCUGAGGGAGGCGAUGGCCCUGCCCCGAGGGGGCACAGCACAGGGGCAGGUCCUGCCCGCGCUGCCCGGCCCCGCUGCAGCCACGGGAGACCUGCACAGCUCCUGCCUGGACCUGCGGGACAGCACAGCUGAGAGGCUGCUUGGUCAUCUCCCUGGCACUGCUGUGACCUGCUGUGGGAUGGAAGAAGGAGCCAGAGGAAGCUGG